Molecule: messenger RNA, 2492 nt
Organism: Ruditapes philippinarum (Manila clam)
Lineage: Eukaryota; Metazoa; Mollusca; Bivalvia; Venerida; Veneridae
Exons: 4
Coding region: 131-1213 (360 amino acids)
Molecular function (GO): protein binding
Source: RefSeq, a predicted model, not a curated record
CAAUCGUAUUUCGCAGGCAACACAGUGAACCGCAAACAUUUCAUUUCUUAAAUUCCGGUAUAGAAACAGUUACAAUAGUGUAAUAAACUAUUCAUUUAAUUCGCUAAUAAGUCAGCUUGAAACCAAAGUCAUGGAUGUAAGUGACGUUGGAAUGGACAGUACAAAUCGUGAAACGAUGAAUGAAAACAAAGGAACUGUGAAGCAGUGUCCACUGAGAUCUAUUUCGGUUGAUGCAAACACAAAAUUCGAUCUGUAUAAAACAAAAUAUUCCUACGAAAGACAAAACAGUAUAAAUAACUCAAAGGAUUAUAAUACUUUGAAAGACAGAAAAAACAUAGAUCAACUGGAUUUCAAAUCAAACAUCGUAGACAUAUUUACUGAAGAAGCAACGGAAGACAAAGUUAAAGACAGUCUUGUAGGAUCAACAUACCAUGUUAGUGAAAUAGAUCUUGGGACUUCAGCGUCGCAAAAACUUUUAAACAAAGAAGUAAAUUUGACAAUGGAGACCGAAAUGACAGAUUCCGUUUUUAUUGGUAAGGGGACUGAUGUAACGGAUGAGGAGUACCCCGAGAAGCCAGCUGGAUAUGAAAGACAGAACAGCCGACAUAGAAUAUGCCUAUACAGAAUGACUAUACUCUGUGUAGUGAUGUUUUUGUGUUCUCUUGGACUGCUACUUUUCGUAUUCUUGAAGAUGCCAAAUGAUAUUAUAGAGGAGGAACAGGCACUUGAGAGCAGCAUGGCAAUUAUGUCUCAUCACAAUGUUAAUGUUGCUGGAAGUUUCAAGAUAAAUCAAACACAUCUACGUGAUUUCCAUCGAGUAUUAUGGCUCAAAGAUGAAGACAGCGAAAUUGUUCCAAGCACCGUAAACGACUGUCUUCAAAUUCCAUACGCCGGGAAAUACCUUGUCUUUUCCCGCUUUACUUUCAACAUUCUUCCGAGUGUUGAAACACUUUCCAUAACACACAUUUUUCAGUUAAAGACAAGCGAUGGUAAACUGAAAGAUGGCGGCUUCAAACGCAAAUAUGUUAGUGUUUUAGAGAAUAAAUUACGAACAAACGACGAGGUAAAGGCAAACAGAGAAUUAAGAAAGCCAAGUGUAUUUAUUGAGUUCUUUAACUUGGAUGCUCAUGACCAGGUGUGCGCAAAUGUAUCAAACACAAAUCUUCUGUAUCAAUCCACUAUGGACAAUGAUAUUAAUAUUAUUCGAGUAUAGCCUAGUUUUGUGUAUGUGUCUGUAUGUGUGUUUUUGGGGAUUUUUUUUCACGAUUUUGCGUAUUUAAAAAAUGCAUUUUUGAUUAUCUAAAAUUGUAUGUUUUGCAUGAAAUUUGCGUAUUCGAAAAAAUGUAUUUUUGAUUACCAUUCGAAAAUCUAAAAUUGUAUGUUUUGCAUGAAAUUUGCGUAUUUGAAAAAAAAAUGUAUUUUUGACAACAUUCCAGAAAUCUAGAAUUGUAUUAAUAAAACGAUGACUACCUCACGUAACGUGUAAUUUGAGUGUGUAAAUCCUUGUCUAAGAUUAGAUUGCCUUUAUAAAUGCUUUAUAACGUUUAUAGUGUUUAGGCUUAAACCUGCUGUCCAUUACCACCCUUAUAGAUCCAGGCCUUGUAGUCUGACCAGGCUCUAUACUUUUGGCUGAAUAAUCUAAAAUUUUCAUCCUGAUCACCCAAACGUUUUAUAAUACAUGUACAUAUAACUGACCCAAACUGUUCCAAAAUGGAAGCUGGACAUGUCCAGUACACAAAAUCAGUAGGUUAACGAUUUAUUCUGUCUACAAGCAAGUUACCAUUCAUCACAGACCGACUUGAAAAUGGUGGUAGAACAUUAAUUGUCUCGGCGUGUAUUUGCAUAGAAUACUGUCACUGGUACCGAUACUAGCAUACUCUUGGAGGCACCCAUGACCGAAGGAUUAAAGUCUUUCACUUUAAAUCACAUGUCCAUUGCCGCUUAGGGUUCAAAUCCCUUGAGGGACUUUUGAUUCUUCAAUGUGAUGAAUCUGUCCGGCUGGCUAACGGAACGUCGGUGGUUCUUCUCACGUGCCUGCUCGUGCCUGAAAUAAUGCACGGACUUCCUCCACAAGUAAUAUUUGAAAGUUGUCAUAUGCACUUUGCAGAGUUAGUGCGACUUAAAAUCAAAGAAACAAGAAAAAAAGCGUGCUUUAAGAUUUAAUUCAAUAUGGAAGAAAUUUUUUAUCUAUUUCAAACAGUGUUGUGCAGAUAAUUUUCUGUUGUCAAAUACGAGAUAACUUGAAAAUCAUUAUAUCGAGAGCCAUAUAGUUUCACUGCUUCUGCUAGACCACUUCGCCAUUUAAAUGCGAAGGGCACCAAACAUAAUUAUACAAAUUUAUUGUACUAGGGUAUGACAGAUUUAAUUUUUACGUAUGUAGUUAUAAAUAGAUAGUUUUCAAAACCAAAAUUACCUACUUUAAAUAAGGUUGGUCAUUUUUCUGUAGUUUCAUUGUGCUUUAUAUAUAUAUAAUAAAGUUUGUUUAAUCUGAA